This is a messenger RNA of Caenorhabditis auriculariae, 2783 nucleotides long. Lineage: Eukaryota; Metazoa; Nematoda; Chromadorea; Rhabditida; Rhabditidae. The record is from the annotation of a GenBank genome assembly.
AUGGACACUAUGCGGGAUGAUCAGAAAGAGGCGAUACCUGCUCUUGGUUUCUACCCUCACGUUGACAUCAGCACUGGAGUUUGUUUAUUAUUAUUUUUUUGUGUUUUAUUAGUUAUAAUUUAUAAUUUCUGUUUUACAGACUACAUUGAUUGCUAUGGAAUACAACGGAGGCGUUGUUGUUGGCACCGAUUCAAGAACCAGUGCCGGGUAACUUUUUGCCUUUUCUUUUUUUUUAUUGUUUGAAAAAAGAAUAAUCAAACUCACUUUUCAAAACAUUUUUAGUUCAUUCAUCACCUCACGUGCAACAAACAAGAUCACGCCUAUCACUGAUACCAUGGUGGUUUGUCGUUCCGGCAGCGCAGCAGAUACUCAGUGCAUCGCCGACAUUGCUAAAUAUCAUAUAGAAGUAUACACGUAUGUUCUUUUUUCAUUGAGUCCAAAUCCAACCUAUGAGUGAAUUAUGGCUUCAAAACUAUGAGCUCGAUCAUGAUAUGUAUAUCAGAAUGCUGGAAAACGAGCCAUUGACAAUUUAUCGCGCUUCUCAAAUCUUCCGUCAAUUCCUGUACAAUUAUCGCGAUUCUCUCUCGGCUUCCGUCCUUGUCGCCGGAUGGGAUGCCAAAGAAGGCGGGCAGGUAAUUUUUUUCUGAUUUCGAUAAUUUUAUUUUUCCGUCUUCUUUCUGGUGUGUGGUUUGUUUAUGUGUGAGUUUCUAAACUGUUUUUUUUUUCGAUCUCAGAAUAUUUUAUACCUUUGGAGGGUGCUGAAUAGUUAUUAAGAGAAAUGGAGGAAUAUUUUGAAUCUAUAAAAUAGAAAUAAUGAGUUUGAACUAAAUGAAAGUUUUGGUGGUAUGAAAAAGAAAACACGCGAAAUUUCGACUUCUCCGAUUUUUUUUAUAUCGCUAGGGAACUUUCUUAUUGCGAAGUAUCCGAUUAUUCCUUUUCCGGUUAUGUUUUUUUAGAGGGCAAUAGAUAUUUCUUGGUUUAGUUUCUGUUUUUAUCGAGCUCAAAAUUACAAGAUUCAUUCCAAAAAAAGAGAAAAAAAUAAUAAUAAAAAAACUAAGAAGAAAAACUUGGUUGUUUAAAAAAAGUGUUUACAGCUGUACGCCCUUCCGAUCGGUGGGUUCGUCACUCGCCAAAGAUCCACUGCUUCUGGAUCUGGUUCUACUUUUGUCCAGGUGCUUUAGAAAAAAACUGAAAAUCCCCAUUUUGUUUUGUAUAGUUGAAGAAAAUUAUUUGAGGGCUUCCUCGACAGUCAGUGGAGACCGAACUUGACACUCAACGAAUGCAAAGCCAUUGUGAAGCAAGCUGUUGGUCUUGCUGUCUUCCGUGACGGGUUAGUGAAUUACUGUUCAAAUCUCAGCAUUAUUUCAUUCUCAUUUCAUAAUUGUUCCCUGUGAUGUUACCGAUAAAUUAGAGAAGAGCCGCAUUUCUUUUUGAAUCGAAUUUACGCUUAGUAUACUCAGUUUUUCGCGACUUGAAACCGCUUUUUUCUCUGCGCUCUCCUCGUUUCUCAGUAAUCCUCUCAUUUUGAUGAUCUAUUUAUAUGUCUCUUUCCCUUGCAAGUGAGGGAACAUAAAACGAUGAAAAAAAUCGCGGCGAAUGGACUAUAACAAAAUUUAAUUUAAAUUUUUAUAAGUUAUGUUCGAAAAAAAUUUUGAAGCUCAGACUAUUCAAAAAUUGAACUUUCGAGCUUGCUUGAAGUUGUUUUUGGAUCAUUCAACUUCUAUAGAGCUAAAAUUAUGAGAUCGUGUAAAAUUGUUUUCUGCUUCUUUGGUUUUCUAUUAGAGCUCUUCAAAACACAUACCAUCAGAAUCGACAUGUUGGAAAAAAUCUGACCCUUCUGUUUUCAUGGUAAAACGGUGACUAGGAUGUAGAAAAGAAGAGGAGAGUUCAAGUUAAAUAGAAUGAGAGAUCAUGUUAAUCGAACUUUCUAGACAGGGCAUUUUCAAAAGACGAAAAAAGUAGUUAGGAGAUAUUGUGGUGAAUAGAAGACUAGGAUGGAAUUCCAAAUAGAAAUUAAAUGAUUCAAAAUGGCUCAGUAUUUGAAAAAAAAAACUCCGCGCUUUUUUUUAUAUCUCUUUUAAUUCAUUCUGUUUUCUAAAAUCACAACUUGUCACGUCGUAUCCACUUUCAAACUAUUCUGAGAGAACUGCCUUUGUUUUCAAGCCCGUAAAUCAAUUGAAAAAAAUUUCGCAUUUAUCUCAAAUAACUUCGAACGCGGGAUUAUUUGCUUGCAAGUCACUAAUCUAACCGUUUGUUAGUCCGUUUGCAAGAAUCAUUCAGUAACUAGCUAAAAUUUUAAAAUCUUUUUCAGCAGUCAUUCAGUGGGAUAUUACUAAUGCCGUGUUCAAAGUGAUUGGGCGAAAUUACGAAGAGCCGCUAAAAAGUGGAAAAUAUAACUAAAUUUUAGAGGGUCAGAUAUAAUUUCGCAUUUCGCAGAAAUUACUUUAAGUUCGGCAUGGAAGUUUAAACUUUUCGUUUAAUCGUUCUAUCUUAAGAGCUUUAUUCUCCUUAAAUCGCUCCAGUUUUGACGUUAAAAGCUGCCUUUUCACCCUUAUAGCAUUAUUUCUUUUGAUCGCACAUUUUCUUUUACGAUUUCUUCUCCUAAAUUGUCACUAAAAAGAUGGAGUUGAAGGUCUUCCGGGGGAGUUGUUCGACUGGCGACAAUCGACGCCAACGGAACUUCGAUGGAGCUCUACCGUCCCGACAAGCCAGGCUUCCCCGUGGUCAAACCUCCAAGCGCACAUCUUUCGUUCCCGCCACACGUCGAGCAGACUCCCGUUUAA